Messenger RNA from Tetrahymena thermophila SB210, 939 nucleotides. RefSeq lists its product as hypothetical. NCBI's taxonomy places the organism in Eukaryota, Ciliophora, Oligohymenophorea, Hymenostomatida, Tetrahymenidae. The record is from RefSeq and is a predicted model, not a curated record. The transcript has a single exon.
UUAAAUAAUACAAAAAAUAAUAUAAAAUAUUAAUUAAAAAUCUAAAUUCUAAAAAAACUAUUAAAUUAAAUGUCUUCUUCUUCAUUCUCUGAAAUCAAAAAGUUUUUUGAAGCUAGCAAUUGUUCUGAGUGCUCAAAAAAAUCAAGAUGUUUAGGGAAAAUUGAAUAUAUUUGCACUCACAUUCUUUGCAAAGAUUACCUUUAACUUGUCUGCAAGUCUUGCCAUGAAGAAUAUCACUAAUAGAAGCUCUAUUCUUCCAAUAAGAAAUAUAUCAAGCCUAUUGCUGAUUUCCUUGAAGACCUUUACUAUCAUGUUAAAGUUUAAAGUGAUAAAUAUGAGCUGAUAAAAGUUAUUGGUAAAUCUGCUUUUACCUUAUUGCCUGAUAAUUACUAAAAUCAAGAAGAAAUAUUUGCCCUUUUGAAAGACUUAGAAAAAGAUAUCACAGUAAAUUAAUUAAAGUUCUAUAAUGAGCUCUUUGAAUGUAUUAAUAAUGUUUUCAUGGCAGAAACUUAAUCUGAAUAAAUUGUCAAUCUUAAAAAGAUUAAAUAAAAUAUCUCAUAUGACUGCUGCUCAUAGUUUUCAAUCAUAAAUUGCCCUCCUUUUGAGGAUUUCGAAAUGCUUUUCUGCAAUAAACUUAAGGAUUCUAUCUCUAGAAAAAGUAUCACUGCUUAGAUGAUCUAGAAUUUCAUCAAUCAAAGAUAAAAAAAGCUCUCUAAUUUCAAGUCUUCAUAAAAUUCUUAAAAAAGUUAAAUUCUAAAUAAAGUUAGCGAAAUUCACUAAGAAUGUCUUAAGGAUAGAAAAGAACAUUGUAAAGGAGAUAACAGAAGUUCUCUAUCUUCUAUUGAAGAUCCUUGUAUGUGUGAUGAAAAAUCUCCCUCAUGUGAUGAGUGUAUUGAUGCAUUUGAAUUUUACAAUAAAAAAUUAGAAUAAGUUUUCUGA